CCCGCAUUCCUCCGCUCGGGGUGUCAGAUCGCGUCAUGCCGGUCAUGGCGACGGUGCGUUCAUGUCCAUGAGGCGGGAAGCGCGAGCUCCUCACGCGAUUUGAAGUGAUCCCAGACAGCGAAAUCAACGAUGGCUGGCGUUUUCGACAUCGAUCUGGACCAGCCGGAGGAAAAUGUCUCCGAUGAUGAGCUGGAGGAGGCUCAGAUCAAUGACCUCAUGGAUCAGUGCAGUGGCUUUGAGUUUAACAUGGACGACUGUGAGAAGAUUGAGAUAUCAGAGGACAAUGUGAACCAAGGCACUGAGAAUAUCCGUCCAGAGUGCUUUGAACUUCUCCGUGUGUUGGGAAAAGGAGGUUAUGGAAAGGUUUUCCAGGUUCGGAAAGUAUCUGGUGCAGGAUCAGGAAAAAUAUUUGCAAUGAAAGUUUUAAAAAAGGCUAUGAUUGUACGCAACGCCAAGGACACAGCGCAUACUAAAGCAGAGAGGAACAUCUUAGAGGAAGUCAAGCAUCCUUUCAUCGUUGAUCUAAUCUAUGCCUUUCAGACGGGCGGCAAGCUUUACCUCAUCCUUGAAUACCUAAGUGGUGGGGAGCUUUUCAUGCAGCUUGAGCGAGAGGGGAUUUUCAUGGAGGACACGGCCUGCUUUUACUUGGCUGAAAUCUCUAUGGCUCUCGGACACCUGCAUCAGAAAGGCAUCAUCUACAGAGAUCUCAAACCUGAGAACAUCAUGCUCAAUAACCAAGGACAUGUAAAACUGACUGAUUUUGGGCUGUGUAAGGAGUCGAUUCAUGACGGCACAGUGACACAUACUUUCUGUGGCACUAUUGAAUACAUGUCAGACAUUAUACCAAUGAUGUAUGACAUGUUAACUGGAGCACCCCCAUUUACAGGAGAGAACCGGAAAAAAACCAUUGACAAAAUUCUUAAAUGCAAACUGAACCUCCCACCCUACCUCACACAAGAAGCCAGGGACCUUCUCAAAAGGCUACUGAAAAGAAAUGCCUCAUCUCGGCUUGGGGCUGGACCUGGAGAUGCAACAGAAGUACAGACUCAUCCCUUCUUCCGACAUGUUAAUUGGGACGACCUUCUCGCACGUAAAGUAGAACCACCAUUCAAGCCUUUCUUGGUAACUAUAGUCACUUUUUGUGGUGUGUUCUUAUGGGUUAAUUGAGUAUAUAUGAAUCGCUUGA
Sinocyclocheilus rhinocerous is the source of this 1186-nucleotide messenger RNA. RefSeq names its product ribosomal protein S6 kinase beta-1-like. The coding region runs from base 130 to 1167 and encodes 345 amino acids. Gene Ontology annotation, biological process: protein phosphorylation. The transcript is spliced from 12 exons. Gene Ontology annotation, molecular function: ATP binding; protein serine/threonine kinase activity. The record is from RefSeq and is a predicted model, not a curated record. Lineage: Eukaryota; Metazoa; Chordata; Actinopteri; Cypriniformes; Cyprinidae.